CUAGUGUCCGCCGGAGCGAAAGCAACGACUGUUGGCGCCGAGACCCGAGAGUCUAUAGCGACUGCAUCACUUGUUCGAGAUUUCGAGAUCUGCUGAGGUGUGAGAACUGCGUGUUAGACUCAAGUCGCUCCCUGCGCGAGGGCGAUUUGCUCCAGCUUUCCGAUGGGUGGGGGACGAGUUGCUGCUGCGCCAGCUCAAAGUGUUCCAGCUAGCGGACGCCAAGAGCACGUUACUGUCAUGGACGCAGCAGGAGCUAGCUCCAUCCGGAAUAGUCUCAACCUCAGCCCGGAACAGUCAUCAACACCCAAUCCGGAGUCAUCUCUUCCAGCGGGAGUUCCAGAUAAAGAAGAGAACUGCACUCCGCCGAAAUGUCUCGAUAACGACGCUACUCAUUUAAAGUGGAAAAUUCCGGCGGAUAUCAAGAACAUUAAGUUUUGUACCACAGUGUGUUGCAAUAUGGUGUGUGUUGUAUAAUCUUCAACAAUAAAAUUCGUCUUCCUUA
This is a messenger RNA of Frankliniella occidentalis (western flower thrips), 502 nucleotides long. RefSeq lists its product as uncharacterized. The record is from RefSeq and is a predicted model, not a curated record. The coding region runs from base 163 to 474 and encodes 103 amino acids. The transcript has 4 exons. Lineage: Eukaryota; Metazoa; Arthropoda; Insecta; Thysanoptera; Thripidae.